This is a messenger RNA of Diabrotica balteata, 939 nucleotides long. NCBI's taxonomy places the organism in Eukaryota, Metazoa, Arthropoda, Insecta, Coleoptera, Chrysomelidae. The record is from the annotation of a GenBank genome assembly.
AUGUUACAAUUUUUAAAUAUUGUCAUUUCUACGUUUGUAUUUAAGGAGGGCAAAAUUGUUGGAAUAGCCUUUGAUCAGACACGAACUUUACCAGCUCGUCUUGUUUGGGGCGUACCUGGAAAAGACGUGGAAUUACCUUGUGAUAUAACUCCAGCUCUUCCCAAUGAUAAUGUGACAAUGCUUUUUUGGUUUAAAGAUAAUUUGGGAAUGCCUCUAUAUAGUUUGGACGCAAGAGAUGGUCCCAUCGAUAAAGCGUCUCACUUGGCUAUGAGCGAUGACUUGGGUUCGCGAAGUUAUUUUAUAACUGAAGAUGAACCAUCGAAAGCUCGACUUAGGAUACAAAAUGUAAAUAUGCACGACCAAGGAGUCUUUAGAUGCCGGGUAGAUUUUGUCAAUUCGCCGACAAGAAAUUACCAGGUUAAUUUGACAUUAGUAGCUCAACCGUCAGCUCCUAGAGUAUUUGACGCAGAAGGCCGGGAAAUUAAAGUCGGCCAUCCCGCAGGACCUUUUUUGGAAGGACGUGAAUUGUUUUUAUCCUGUCAAGUUACAGGCGGUCGCCCAAAACCCACUUUAACUUGGUGGUACAAUGGUACAAUUUUGGACAGUGUGAUAGACUCAAGUCGUGAGUCGUUUACGACUGUCAAUCAACUUGUGAUAGCCUCUACUCCGAGGUACCUUAAAGGAGCUCACUUUGAGUGUCGAGCUUCUUCUUCAGAGACUGCUGGAUAUAUUUCCAGAGAAAUACCGGUAACAGUAUUUUUAAAACCCAAUAAAGUAAAAAUAGUGAGUCCCAACGAUUUGCUGUCCAUCAGUAAGUCACAAAACGUAAGAUGCGAGACUUCCGGUUCUUAUCCACCUGCCAAACUAACAUGGCUACUUGAUGGAAGGGCCAUUAGGAACGCUGUUGUUACUGUGCAAUAUCAGCACUCUAACUAUUAG